GGCCAUUGAAAGACUUAAAGUCAUUUAAACAAUGUAAACUCAAAUUUUAACAUAGAAAUAACACAAUAUUACAAGACUAUUGAUAUCAAUGAACAAGUAAAGCUUAUUAAAUAGCUCACAUCUCUUUCUACGGUGGAGAUUUUUCAUGUCCCUUUCAGGUUAGUUGGUUUGAAACUGAGCUGAAAACCUGCCUUUAAUGUGCAUGUUUAUUUAUGGUGAAACAAGAGGAGCUGGGUCUGCUCUCUCUCCUGCUGCAGGACUAUAUGUAGUUGAACACUCAUGGUACAUACUGUACAUUCAGAAGGAACAUAGGCUCUGCUGCCUGGAAGAGAGAGACCCAUCAGUGCUGCACUGAAUUUCACAGAUGGAGAUUGACGAUUCCUGCUGCGCCUUGUGCGGGGAGGUCUUCCUGGCUUCAGUGGUGCUCUGCUGCAUCAAUUGUGGUCGUAGCUUUUGCAACAGUUGCUUGGAGCACUUCUGGACACAGCAUCGUGUUAAAGAGUGUCCUUUUUGCGUUAAAGAGAGACCCCCGCUUCCAGAUAAAUCAUGCGAAGCACAUGGGGAGCAACUGUUUCUCCUGUGUGUGGCGGAUCUGGAGCCUGUCUGCUCUACGUGCCACAGAACGGGCCUGCAUAUGAAUCACAUAGUGUAUCCCAUAAGGGAGGCAUUCAGUGAUCAUAAGGAGGAACUGAAGAACGCGCUGCUGCCUUUGAAAGAGAAGUUGCAGCUGUACAAGAAGGCGAAAACGGUCUGUGAGGAAAUAGCAGAACAUGUCAAGCACCAGGCUGAACAUACCGAAACACAGAUCAAGGAGGAAUUUGAAGCCCUUCACCGUUUCCUGAAGGAGCAGGAGGCUGCCAGGCUUUCUGCUUUAAAGGCCGACGAGGACCAGAAGAAUCUGAUGGUUACUCAGAGGUUUGAGGAGAUGAACGAUGAAAUAGCAUCUCUCUCCAACACCAUCAACUUAGUGGAGCAGGAGAUGAAAUCUCAAGACAUCCCAUUUCUUAAGAAUUACAAGGAAACAAUUAAGAGAACCUGGCGACCUACCCUCGAUCCAGAGAUGAUCUCUGAUGCUUUGAUUGAUGUGGCCAAGCACCUGGGCUCCCUGAAAUAUAAAGUGUGGGAGAAGAUGAAGAGAGUCAUCAAAUAUAAUCCUGUGAUCAUUGAUCCAAACACUGCAGCCAGCUGCUUCGUCAUCUCAGAGGAUCUCACACAUGUGCAAAACUCUACCCAGAUUUUCAAGCUGCCGGACAACCCCGAACGAUUUGACAUCAGUGCUGAGAUGCUGGCUGCUGAGGGUUAUACCACUGGACGACACAGCUGGGAUGUGGAGGUCGGGGAGAACACCUACUGGGUGGUGGGUGUAGCCAGCGAGUCCAUCAACAGGAAGGGCAAGCACGUGCUGACACCAGCUGAGGGAUUCUGGACUAUAAGGUUUCGUAACGGAGAGCACAAGGCCUGCACUGCACCAUGGGAGCCGCUGAACAUGACUAGGAAGCCUGAAGUGAUAAGAAUAGUUUUAGACAUGGACAGAGGCAAGGUGACCUUUUACGACCCUAGGGAGAGAUCACCUCUGUACACCUUCACAGAGGUCAUCACACCCAGAGCGUUUCCCUACUUUUGUACUGCCUGCAAAGAGCAUCCACUGAAAAUCCUACCAACGAGGAUACUCUUGGCAAUGGACUAGUGAGUGG
Messenger RNA from Epinephelus moara (kelp grouper), 1694 nucleotides. RefSeq names its product tripartite motif containing 35-13 (gene trim35-13). Bases 365 to 1687 code for a protein of 440 amino acids. The record is from RefSeq and is a predicted model, not a curated record. Gene Ontology annotation, molecular function: zinc ion binding; protein binding. Lineage: Eukaryota; Metazoa; Chordata; Actinopteri; Perciformes; Serranidae. The transcript has 6 exons.